This is a messenger RNA of Colletotrichum karsti, 1473 nucleotides long. RefSeq names its product pyridoxal-dependent decarboxylase. Gene Ontology annotation, molecular function: carboxy-lyase activity; pyridoxal phosphate binding. The transcript has 3 exons. The record is from RefSeq and is a predicted model, not a curated record. NCBI's taxonomy places the organism in Eukaryota, Fungi, Ascomycota, Sordariomycetes, Glomerellales, Glomerellaceae. Gene Ontology annotation, biological process: carboxylic acid metabolic process. Bases 1 to 1473 code for a protein of 490 amino acids.
AUGGCAUCUCUCGACUUCCACGCCCGGCUCCGCGCCGCCCUUCCCAAGGACGACGCAGCCAACACCCUCCCACCGGCAUCAGCCCUCGCCGACGCCUCGGCCUCCCUUCCCCGCCCCUCGGCGGAGGACUACCUCUCACCGCUGGGCACCGAAGCGACCCUCGCCCACAUCCUGGACGAGAUCGUCCCGGGCCUCAACGGCCAGGCCCGCAGCGGGCGCUACUACGGCUUCGUCACUGGCGGCACCCUCCCCGUCGCCGAGGCCGCUGACAACGUCGUCUCCGCCUUUGACCAGAACGUCCAGGUGCACCUGCCGGAGCAGACCGUCGCGACGGAGCUGGAGAGCGUCGCGCUGAGGAUGCUCGCCGACGUGCUCCGCCUCGAGCCCGGCAGCGACGGUAAGGAGGAGGUCUGGACGGGAAGGACGUUCACCACCGGCGCCACGGCGAGUAACGUCCUCGGUCUCGCUUGUGGUAGAGAAGCGGUUGUCGAGAAGAGGGGCGGUAAAGUGGGCGAGAUGGGGAUCCUGGGUGCGUGUGCCGCGGCGGGCGUCAAGGAGAUUCAGGUCCUGACGAGUAUGGGACACAGCUCGCUGUUCAAGGCCGCGAGCGUGGUCGGGCUGGGCAGGGCGAGCGUCAAGGAGUUGAGGGUGAGUGAUGACGAGCCGUGGAGGUUGGAUUUGGACGCUGUCGAGAGGGAGCUGGGCAGGGCUGGGGUCGCGAGCGUUAUCGCCGUGAGCGCGGGCGAGGUGAAUACCGGGCGGUUCGCGACGGGGUCGGAGGAGAUGAGGAGGUUGAGGGAGUUGGCGGAUCGGUUCGGGGCUUGGAUUCAUGUUGACGGAGCGUUCGGUAUCUUUGCGCGGGCUUUGGAAGACGCCCCCGAGUUCAAACAGAUCAAGGCCAUGGCUUCCGGGCUGGAACUCGCGGACAGUAUCACGGUGGACGGACACAAGCUCUUGAACGUGCCAUACGACUGCGGCAUGUUCUUCACCCGCUCCCUCGCCACACUGACAUCCGUCUUCACCAACCCCAACGCGGCCUACCUCUCCUCGGGCCCCUCCCCGAUCCCGAGCCCCCUGAACAUCGGCCUCGAGAACUCGCGCCGCUUCCGCGCCCUGCCGGCCUACGCCGUCCUGCGCUCCGAGGGCCGCGCCGGGCUCGCGGCGAUCCUGGGCAGGAUGGUCCUCCUGGCGCGCAAGAUCGCGCUGUGGAUCCGCGAGUCGGAGGCGUACGAGCUGCUGCCCGAGGGCGACUGGAGCCUGGAGGAGACGCACAUGGUCGUGCUGUUCCGCGCCAAGGACGAGGCUCUCAACGAGGGGCUCGUGGGGAGGAUCAACGGGACGAGGGAGAUGUAUGUCAGCGGGACGAGCUGGAAGGGCAGGAAGGCUGUUAGAGUUGCUGUGGGUAGUUGGAGGGUCGAUGUCGAGAGGGACUUUGAGGUCGUCAAGAGGGUGUUGGAGCAAGUCAGGUCUUGA